AUGUAUCUUAAACCAUUAAGAAAACGCGCGAAGCGCACCAAGAAGGUGGGGAUCGUGGGUAAAUAUGGCACGCGUUAUGGCGCAUCGCUGAGGAAGAUGGUGAAGAAAAUUGAGAUCUCCCAGCACGCGAAAUACACCUGCUCAUUCUGUGGCAAGACCAAAAUGAAGAGGAGGGCUGUGGGUAUCUGGCACUGCGGAUCCUGCAUGAAAACCGUGGCCGGUGGCGCCUGGACUUACAACACAACUUCUGCCGUGACCGUAAAGUCUGCGAUCAGGAGGCUGAAGGAGUUGAAGGACCAGUAA
Messenger RNA from Nerophis lumbriciformis (worm pipefish), 303 nucleotides. NCBI's taxonomy places the organism in Eukaryota, Metazoa, Chordata, Actinopteri, Syngnathiformes, Syngnathidae. The record is from RefSeq and is a predicted model, not a curated record.